UUUGGGCUGCAUUCCCCAUCGGAGUCACUGGCUGGUUGGAUGAGUUUUGUUGCCUCUUGCAGCGUUGUCGGAUGGUUAACAUACUGGAUGCUAGGAGAGUGGACAGCCCGGGACGUUGGGAUACAGGAAUCUUUAGCUUCUGCUGCAGCUCACGGGAUUGCUGGUGACCUUGGAUCACCUGGGGGAAAUGAGCUGAGAUUCUCAGGUGUCCUCAUAACACCACCUUCGCAGCUGGCCCCCUCAUUGGCAGCCUCAAGUGGAGAGGCCAAGGGCUGAUUGGGCCAUGGAGACUGAACUCCUGUCUCACCCUUUGAACUGGACUCACCCUGUAAAGGUGGAGACACAUUGACUUGGCAGCAUGGGGGCAAGCUGGUCCUGCCACAGCGCAUAAGGUUGUUGAGGGCCUCUACCUGGGAAACAUCCGGGAUUCUGAGGACAGAGAAAAUUUGAUAAAGAACAGGGUCACCCACAUCCUGUCCGUGCAUAACAACGCCAGACCCCUUCUGGAGGAUAUGACCUACCUCUGUAUAUCAGUGUCAGAUUCCUCCAGUCAAAACCUGUCUUCAGAAUUCAGCCAUCAGUUCCUUGGCUUAGCGGCAGCAUCUGGGCCAGCGAAUAACAAGGAAACAUUUACAGUAAACACUGAUUUAGAAGAAGAAGAAACACAGAGGAUCCAGCAUUUUAAGGAGAGCAUCGGGUUCAUUCAUGAAUGCCGGCUCCAUGGGGGAGGCUGCCUCAUUCAUUGCCUGGCUGGUGUUUCCCGCAGCACCACCAUCCUGGUGGCUUACCUUAUGACUGUGACUGACCUCAGCUGGGAGGAGUGUCUGGCUGCCACCAGGGUUGUCCGUUCCUAUGUCAGUCCUAACUUUGGCUUCCAGCAGCAGCUGCAGGAGUACGAGAUGACUCUGCUCAAGGAGUACCGAGCCUGGGUUCGACAAGAGUAUGGCAAGAACCCAUUUAAUGACCAAGAAGAGCUACAGCGCUUAAUCACUGAGCAGGAAAAGAAACAGAGAGAACAGCAGCUUGGAAGCAGGGAGAAUCACUGGAUCAACUCCCCAACAUCCAAUUACCCGCUUCCCUACAAUGCCUAUGGUACCAGCAGCAACAGAUGGAUGAACAGAUAAAAAAGGACAGCUAAUUCCACAGAGCUGCUAUCACUGUUGGAUGAAAGUCUCUGCAUUCAUCUUUCAAUGAGAAUUGCUUUGAUGUUUAUGGCUAGGGUGGAGAGCAAACUGAAUGCCAACUUCCAAAACAUGCUAUGUCAAGUAAUGUUAUCUAGUGGUUAGAGCCGAAGAUUGCAAUCCGGACUCCUGGGUUCUACUUCCAUUUUUGCUACUGACUUAUAAUGUGAAUCCAGGCAAAUCACUUGAUCUCCCCUUGCAUCCGUGUAACCAUCUCUCAGGGGUGUCGAGUGGCUUCACUUAUUAACGUUUGUGAGGGUGUUUUGAGACCCCCCCGAUAAAAGAUCCUAUGGAAGCGAAUUUAUUAAUGUUACUGAAUUGGGUUGAACCUUUUCCUGUGAAACUUUUAGCACUAUUGCACACAUGGAGGGUGAGUUUUCUGCUUUGCAGAUGGAUCACGUUAUGAUCCACGCGUGUUUUGUUGUAGGGCUGCACUGGAAUGACGGGCAUGGUCUCAGUUACAGACAAAGAGCCAAAUUCACUGCAUGGGUAAUCAGGCAUCAAUCCACUGAAGUCAAGAGUUGCAGCUAUUUACUCCAUCAGUAGGUAUGGCCCGCAACUUGCUUUCAGGGUGUUUAGAAACCAACCAAGCACCAUCUUUCAGUAAGAGGACGUGUGAUAGCUUUUGAAACUCCUUCCUAGGAGCUCUUUCUGCCUGCUGGGACUUCAUCUCCUUGGUCUCUUGUUUUCCUAUUAUUACUGGUGUGAUAAAUCCCAUGAUCUCUUCAGUUGUUGGACGCUGAGGGCCAAUACAGGGCCAGGAUCUCUCAAAACAGAGACAGCUGCUGCUCAAUACCACUCUCCAUUUUACUCCAUGCACAGUACAGCAGAUAUACAGAUUUCACUCGCUGUCCUAGUCAUCAUCAGUUCAGAUUGACCUUACGCUACAGAUGUGCCUAUCAGAGCCUGAUGGGGCAUCUACCCAUCUCAGAAGAAGGAAGCUUGGACCGCAGAGAGCCAGUUAGGGGUUGGGGGAAGGACGCUGGAGUAUUUUCACAUCCACAGCGCUCUGAGGUCCAUAUCCUGCAAUGACAGAACAGUUGCAAUCACAUUGCUGUCACUUUCUUCAGCAAGCAGAGCCAUGCCUCUCACAAACAUGCCAUAGAGUCACAGAAACCGGAGAUGGAAAAGGCCCAUUAGCCCACCUUUUCCACUCCCCCAGCCUUUGCGAACGCGCAUUCCCUAAUGCUUGGUGAAGCCCUGUUUUAAAUGACUCAAGCAAAGGGCUUCCACUGCUUGCUUGGGGCUGGAUUGCACAAUCCCUUGGCUUCAAUAGGACUGCUCGUGUAAAUAAAUGCUCACCAGUAUGUGUAAAGGUUGCAUUACCCAUUGCCUUGGGGGUACCUUGCAGUCUGGAAACUUUUCCUCUUGUCCAGAUUACGUUUUCUUGUGACCUGUUUCCUCCUAUUCCUCCUCACUGGACCACCCCGAAGAAGUCCCUUGUUUCCUGGGUGUCUCCACCUUUCAAAUCCAUGGCUCAGAACCCCUUGGAAAAUUCAUGAUCUUGGGCUCCUCACCUGUGUCCGAUACAUGAACUGUACAAAAUCCUUUCUGAGCUGUGCUUUCUUUUAUAACUGUCAUUGUGAGGAUUUGAUCACAGAGGCCAACAUCAAAUCCAGUCUACAACAAAGGCUCCACACACAUUCUCAACUGGGGUAACUCGGUGUAGUUUCAUUAGCUUCUUACCCCAUCUCCCUCACAGUGUUUGUGUUGCUGUUGUUGAAUGUUUUGACAUUCAACAACAAUUCAACAAGGGAAGCUUGCAGUGCUGCAGGCUGUGCGGCUUUCAGGGUGUGGAUAAAUAGAGUGUGUAGAUGGCAGAAGCUGUCAGCCGAACUACUCAAUAUUCACAGAUUUUUUUUUUUUUUUUUUUACACACAGUUAGGGCCAGGUUCUCAUGUACACCAAGACCCCUUUGCACAGCUCUGGCAGUACAAAGGGGCUUUAAAAUGAAAAGAAAUGUAGUAAAGUGGGGGAGAUUUGAGUUGGUUCUCACCACUUUUACAUUGCCGAAGUGGUGUGAAGUGGUGGUUAGUGCAAAUGAGAACCAGGCCCAAUGCUAUUAAAAACUUUUAAAAAUCCAGGCGAGAACAAUGAUUGUAUUCAGACUUAGAGGACCUGAUCCUUCAGUCAAUAAUUCAGAAAGAUACUUAACGAGGUGACUAACUUUAAGCAACUGAGCAGUCCCACUGACUUAAAUCGACUACUCGUGUUUAAAGUUAGGUAUGGGGAAAAUACUUUGCUGAGUUGCAGAGUAUUCCUGAGUAAGGACUGCAGGAUCAGGAAUGAAGUACCCCUCAGUGUUUAUGAUCCUACAUAAGAUUAAGGGGAAAAUAGCAGGGACUAUUUUAUAGAAACCUUGCCCUAAAAUGUAACCAGCCCUUGUUUAUUAUUUGUUCUGUUUCAUUGCUAAAAAUACAGGCUACUAGUUUUAUGUAUUGACUUAAAACCCAGACAUAAUUUCCAUCCAUCCAUCCAUCUGUGCAAGAACAUAUAGGACCCUCACUAUUAUAGCAUCAGCAAUAUUUAAAACCUACAUGACUGAUUUUUGUCUUUCACUAAAAAAAUCCUGUAAAUAGCCUGCUUGGAUUCUCAAAAUUUUCUGUUAUCUGCUAUCCGCUUUUAGACAAAAAGUUGUUCAAAAUAUUUCUAAUAAUUCAGUUUAUGGUUGGUUCUGGAUGCUGGAAUGUUUUGAGUGUGACAAAACAGUGGAUGACUUGAGAGAUCUUUAACUGAACAUUAGAAUAAAAAUGAGAUUUAUUACACAUUCGGAAUCCCUGUUCUUGGUCUUUGCUUUGGCCUCAUUAAUUCCUGGCAUAACUUCAAUGAAAUCAGUGGAGUCUGGGUAUGAAUUGGGGGCCUGGGCACUAUUCCGCUGAUGUCAUGUCAUGCAUAUUUUUUCAGAGAACGACGAUCAACAUCAAAAUAAUUUUAUUUAAAAAGAGCCAGAUUGUUUUUUUUUUCUGAUACAAAUUAAGAUUCUGGAAAAGAAAUUGAUGGAGUUUUUCUUCCCCUUAAAGCAGGAAAAAGGCCUCUUAUCUUCUUGUCUUUUUCCAUCCGUUACUCUCUAGCAUUCAAAAUGGGAGCCUGAAAGCCAGCUGAAAACACUAAAAACAAAACCUGCAACAUACACUACCUGGGAAUGCGCCCUUAACAAUUAGCUAGAUAAACCAUCAUAAAUGCUCUUAAUCAAAUGGAUUGAGAGGAAGUCAAUCUCUUAGACAUUGCAUCUAGUAACUUGGGUAACAUUUUAGGAAGCAGACAAUGGAGCUUGUGUAUAGGAAAAGAGAAGAGAGUUGGUUUCUCUGGUAUUAAUAGGAAGUUAUAGUAGAUAUCUGAUAAGCAGAGAUUACAUGUGCAAUAGGUGUUACAAAGUCCCAUAGGCAAGCCUGAAACAAACUGCUAAACCAUUGCCAUGCUAGUCAUUUAUGUGUGGCUGUAUCACUGAGCUCUUUUGACAAAGGAAUGGUCAGAAGUUCCAAACUAUUACGAGUUGCAGAUUGUGCGAUUCAAAAUUCAUGUCUCCCUAGGCUUACCACCAGGUCUCAGAUUUGGCUUAAGGUCUCGAUGUCACAGGGUAUAAAUGAUAUCCAAGUGGGUAUCAUAUCAUGAAACAACUGUCUCACAUUUUAAAAAAAAACAAAACACUGUCACAUACAAGAGUCAAGGGCAGUACUUCUAACUCUCAACCUUUCCAGACUACUCUACCCCUUUCAGGAGUCUGAUUUGUCUUGCGAACCCCCAAGUUUCACCUCACUUAAAAACUACUUGCUUACAAAAUCAGACAUAAAAAAACAAAAGUGUCACAGUGCACUAUUGCUGAAAAAUAGCUUACUUUGUCAUUUUUACCAUGUUAUUAUAAAAUGAAUCAAUUGGAAUAUAAA
Chelonia mydas (Green sea turtle) is the source of this 5065-nucleotide messenger RNA. RefSeq names its product dual specificity protein phosphatase 22-A. The transcript is spliced from 8 exons. Gene Ontology annotation, biological process: regulation of cell population proliferation; protein dephosphorylation; positive regulation of JNK cascade. Gene Ontology annotation, molecular function: protein tyrosine/serine/threonine phosphatase activity. The record is from RefSeq and is a predicted model, not a curated record. Bases 513 to 1124 code for a protein of 203 amino acids. Gene Ontology annotation, cellular component: cytosol. NCBI's taxonomy places the organism in Eukaryota, Metazoa, Chordata, Testudines, Cheloniidae.